Raphanus sativus (radish) is the source of this 1204-nucleotide messenger RNA. RefSeq lists its product as uncharacterized. Lineage: Eukaryota; Viridiplantae; Streptophyta; Magnoliopsida; Brassicales; Brassicaceae. The transcript has 9 exons. The record is from RefSeq and is a predicted model, not a curated record. The coding region runs from base 235 to 954 and encodes 239 amino acids.
CGAAGAUCGGUCUUUGAACCAAUCACGAGGUUGCUAAAUCCUAGGUGUCCACACAAAAAAACGAGUUGAAGUCAAAGUUAUUGAUAAUUCAAAGAAAGUGAUUUGAUUUUGAAGUUUCUUCGUUGAAAAGAAAAAUAAAUAAAAAGAGAGAGAGAGAGAAGAGUGAGUGAAGGAGAAGACGACAGACAAGUUUGCAGUUUCAAUUCAAAGGGUUUUUGGAUCUUCUGUUUAGCAAUGGCGGAUAAGGCCGAGAAGAUGAAGCUCCGGCAAGAUUACCGGAACUUAUGGCACUCCGAUCUCAUGGGAACCGUCACCGCCGACACUCCCUAUUGUUGCUUGUCGUGUGUGUGUGGACCGUGUGUUUCUUACUUGCUUCGGAGAAGAGCACUUUACAAUGACAUGUCCAGGUAUACUUGCUGUGCUGGAUACAUGCCAUGUAGUGGGAGGUGUGGAGAAAGCAAAUGCCCUGAACUCUGCCUUGCUACUGAGGUUUUCCUCUGUUUCGGAAACUCUGUGGCCUCUACUCGCUUUCUUCUCCAGGAUGAAUUCAACAUCCAGACUACAAAAUGCGACAAUUGCAUUAUUGGAUUUAUGUUCUGCCUAAGCCAAGUCGCUUGCAUUUUCUCUAUUGUUGCUUGCCUCGUUGGUAGCGAGGAACUCUCUGAAGCUUCUCAGAUACUCUCUUGCUGUGCCGAUAUGGUCUACUGCACGGUCUGCGCGUGUAUGCAGACUCAACACAAGCUUGAAAUGGACAAAAGAGAUGGAGUGUUUGGUCCUCAGCCAAUGGGAGUUCCACCGGCACAGCAGAUGUCCCGUUUUGACCAACCUGCCCCUCCAGUCGGCUACCCUCCUGCGUCUUACCCACCGGCUCAAGGCUACCCUCCUGCACCUUACCCACCGGCUCAAGGCUACCCUCCUGCAUCUUAUCCGCCUCCUGGUUAUCCCCAACAUUGAGGAACUUUAAACCAAUAUCUUCAUAUUGUGUGUCAAAGUGUUGUUGUUAUUACUGUUCAGCUAUUUUUCUCAGUUAUGUGGUUGCUUUGCAAGUAUUAGUACUCUGGUUUAUGCACUAAAACAUUUGGUAUCAUCUGGUGUGUUGACUUUGUUGGUAUUUUUCUCCCAUUUAUCUGAUGAACGCAAAAAUGUGUAAACCUUGCUAUGCUAUAUGUGUGGCUGUAUUCCUUUUAUCUUUGCAUUAUCUGUA